This is a messenger RNA of Corapipo altera (White-ruffed manakin), 7756 nucleotides long. It is a transcript of the gene RGS8, whose product is annotated as regulator of G protein signaling 8. The transcript has 6 exons. The record is from RefSeq and is a predicted model, not a curated record. The coding region runs from base 619 to 1161 and encodes 180 amino acids. Lineage: Eukaryota; Metazoa; Chordata; Aves; Passeriformes; Pipridae.
CGGGCAGGGGGCUGUCUCUGAAGAAGACGCUCUGCUCUCUCCCCAGAGCCUCUCUGACCACGCUGUCGGCACAGACCCACCGGCAGGGAGGACAGGUCAAAGGCAUGCCAGCUUUUCCAUGAUGCCUGGCCAGUAACACCAGCCAUGACCUGGAGGGACAGGGACAAGAGGUAGUUUGGCCUUCUUAGCGAGGUCAGCCCGGAGCUCUGCCCAUUGAGGAGAGACCUUCAAAGGUGUUGAAUGAUGAGUGCAAUAAUGCCAACUCCUGCUGCUCCGUGGUGAGCUGUGACGCCAAACUCAAAUCUCUUUAAACCUGAAGCUGGACUUAAACCCACGGUCCUGGUCUUAGAAGGAAAUGCUGUCUCUCCUCUGUGAUCAUCCCUCAACUCCGAACAUCUGCCAUUGAAAAACUGACCUUCCGCGCUAAGAGGCGAGGAUCAAAUGGGUUGAGAACAACUGGCCCUCCUUGUUUUUGGCAAAGAGGAUCCUUUGAUAUAUUUUUAAGUGCCAGGACAUGAGACAGUAAAUCCCUCCUUCCUGCACUCCUGCCUCCUGCAAACAGCCCCAACUGCGGUCCAAGCCAGCCAGUUAAAGGGUUAACCAUAACUGGAUGCCUGAAUGGCUGCCUUACUGAUCCCACGGAGGAACAGAGGGAUGAGGACUCGCCUGGGCUGCCUGUCUCACAAAUCAGACUCAUAUAAUGAUUUCACAGCUAUUCUUCCGGACAAGCCCAACCGGGCUUUGAAAAGACUCUCAACAGAAGAAGCAACAAGAUGGGCAGACUCUUUUGAUGUCCUUUUGUCCCAUAAAUAUGGACUGGCCGCUUUCCGUGCUUUCCUGAAGACUGAGUUCAGUGAGGAAAACCUGGAGUUCUGGCUCGCCUGCGAGGACUUCAAGAAGACCCGCUCAGCAGCCAAGCUGGCUGCCAAGGCCCAGAGGAUCUUUGAGGAGUUCAUCGACGUGCAGGCUCCACGAGAGGUGAACAUAGACUUCCAGACACGGGAGCUGACAAGAAGAAAUGUGCAGGAGCCCUCCCUCUCCUGCUUUGACCAAGCUCAGGGGAAGGUGCACAGCCUGAUGGAGAAAGACUCAUAUCCCAGGUUCCUGAGAUCCAAAAUUUACACAGACCUGCUGUCUCAAACCCAGAGGAGGCUCAGCUAGAGCAGCUGUGGGGCCCUCAGAAACCAUGUGCUUCCCACAACAGCCAAAACCCAUGUCUAAAUGUGAAAAUUUCUUGGUGUUAAAAGCAGUGGGAAUGAGAAAAGAGGGAGAAGGGGAAGAGGAGGCUUCCAGAUCAUGAUCCAGGCACGGUAUUAAGACUCUUUGACUUUCUGUACUUUUUUUUUUUGGUUAGCAGUAGCACCUUGCAGUUGUUGCCUCCCUCUAGCACAAACCCACAAUCCUCUCUAGUCACAGGGUCAUCUGUUGGGAAGGCAGGUUUCCUUUAAAAUUACUGCAUUGGUUUGUGUGUAAAUAACACCAUGGCACCUUUCCAUCCUUCCAGACAUCUCCCUGGCUCUCACCUCUCCCCUGUGCUUGGAAGGGCCCUAAAGGCAGUUCUGACUCUUGUGAAGCCAUGUCCAGCCCAAAGCAGUGUCUCCCACACUGGCUGCUGGGGUCUGGACCCAGAGACCAAGGGGAGGGAGAGAGAAGGAGAAGGCACAUGAUUCAUGCUGCUUCUCAGUGCUGAAACCAUCAGCAAACUCAGCUCACCUUUCGAUUUUGGUUGCACACCUUAUGACACCAGCUGCUACCCUGUCACAGCCCCUUACCUUUCAGGGAUGGAGACCAAGAGUUGUUUUCCAUAGGACUGCCAAGGAGCUGAGAUUUUCUCAUGAGGAAGGUAAUCCCAAAAGCUCUUGCUGGAUGUGGUCAGACAAGUCUUCUAGUGCGACUGAUUGUUUUUCAUUAAUAUUAUUUAUUUGUGCUGUAGCUCAGCCUCAGGACCCCAGUCAUCGUUCAGGCUUCGUUGUGUUGGGCACUGUACCAAAACCUAACACGAAGAGGCUCCUGGCUGCCACAGACUUUAACAGGAUUGGUGGCUUCUCAGGAAUGAUCUGUCAGCUGUUGGGAGAGAGUCAAGAGAAAGAAUGUCCCCCUGCCCCUUGCUGAGAUGUAAGAGAAGCACAAGACCUGUCUGCUAUGGUAGAUGGUAUUUUUCAUGUAGUACCUGACCAGUGCAUGGCAACAUGAAAAAUCACAAUUAUAUUUUUAUUAUUCACUGAUUAUUGACUGUUGUUACCUACCAAUUGUCCACUGUGGGUUCAAUGCCAACUACUAAAGGCACAGACCCUGCUGCAUGGUGCUUGUUUCAAACAGGAUAGAGGGAAGCAUGGAGUGAGCAGGACGGGUAUCCAAGUGUGAGGUGUCCUUUGGCCCUAUUCCCACAGCCUGGACAGCCACUGCAGGAGAAGACUCUGUGCAGAUGUCAGUGGUGUAGCACCUCCUCUGUGCUGUGCAAUAAUUCCUACCAUCUGAUGGCCCCAUUUCCACGGCAUUGCCGUUCCAGCUUGUUGGAUUCUUGCAAUAUUUUCUAGUGGAGAAGCAGACAGCCUGUCUGUGGAUUUGAGCCUACAGACCAGAGGUCUGUUUUCUUAAUUUUAUGAAGGCCUGGAAAGUGACCCCAUGGAUCUUUUCCUUCUCUCCAUCAUCGACAGAGCAGAGGCUUUAAACCUCUGCUCUAUAUGAGGGUGGUGGGUAGAUUGGAUACAUCAGAAAGCUGCUGAUAAAGAUUUAGUGUAGUGUGGUGUAAACUAGGUAGAGUGAAUUCUAAAGCUAAGCAUGAUGUGUUUGGAAUGAGAUACAAAAAGCCUGCUUGGAUAUUAAAAAUUACUGUCCGUGAACUAGGUAGGAAACAAUUUUUGAGGCUCUCUGUAAGGAUACUGUGCAGGACAUUAGAACAAAUAGCUUCAGGAGCAAGAUAGAGGUGGUAAGCAUGUUUGGUUUAUUUGGAGGUGUGUGGUCUCUAAGACACUAAAAUCCAGAUACGGUACAAUUGCAAAUUUUAUGUUCAGUAGGGAAACCUGCUUUUCAGUACCUGUUCAGUCAGCAACAGAAUUCUCCAGGUCCUUGGUAGGCAAAUAUCAUCUCCAGUUAACUUUCCCUGAGGACUGGCCAGAAAGAGCAGCAUGCUCUGGCGUCCUGGCCAGUGUUCUAAGCUGUCCUCUGCCCCUGCAAGGACACCUGAGGAGCAGGGGUUGGAGUGUGGUGAGAGAUGUGGCAUUCUGCAGCCACACUCAGGCUCAGUGGCACAACUUUUGGAAUUGUUGAGGUACGUGAUGUCCCUAAUGUUGUGUGUCCAGAGAGACAAUGCUCAAGGUCUGGGUGUUGCUUUGCAAAUUUGAUUGUUAGUGGCUUCAGGCAAAGGUCUGUGCUGCUUGUUAGAAAGUGGGAGCAAUGAGAGAUGUCUGAAAAAUGCCCUGGAUUUGCCAUGAUUUAUCUAAGGGGUCUGUGUUGUGCAAUAGUUCCAACAGCCCAAAGCUUUAUGGCAAACAAGAUACUUGGCAAAGAAGGCGUAGUGGCACAGGUGUCUGGGAAAACCUGUGCAAUGCUGUGGGAGGAAUCAAAGAUGGAAGGAAAGGAUAUACAGCUGUGCAUCCAGUGGCUGUCCCUGGUGGUAUCCGGGCCAUAGGAAGUGGAGCAGAGUCACAUCACCUAUACAGCCCCCUCCUGACCCAGGGGGUGAGGGCAAACCCCCCAAUGUUGUGGUGAAACACUCUCAGGGCUUGACCUGCAAGGGAGGAUUCAAAGCUUCCCUCACCGACGGUGAGGAGAGACUGGAAGAACUGCCCUUUCCAAGAGACACUGUCUAAUACACCUGUGUAACACAGGAUGGACUGGGAUCUCUCAGGGGCACAGGCUGCUUUGGCUGAAAUAAUUCCCCUUGAGGUGGCCUGUGGCCCCAGUUGUACCCAGUGUCACUGCAACUGGUGAUCCCACUGCUGCCAAACGGCAGCUCUGCUUCCUGACACUGUGGCAUCACAUGAGUCCUGCAAGGGGUGAAGAGGCCACCUUGUCUGGCCCUGCCUUCCUCACUUUCAGCCUUCUCUCACCUGCACAUGCAAAAAGCAUCCCAGCACUGCCCAGGAUGCGAGAGCCAGCAGCAGGAGGCUUAUGCAGUCACAGCUUUUAAAGAGAAGACAGAAGGCCGUAUUAACUGCCUUGUGGUACUUCUCUACAAGCCCCUGACAGACCUCCUGAGUGGGCUUGGAUGGUGCUGAUCUCUAGUGCCAGCUGAUGCACCCCAGAUGAGGCUCUGCGGCAAAGCCCCCCACGGUGGGGAGGGUCACAGAUACAGCCAGGAAAGGAGGACACAGCAGAAACAAGAUGUUUGUGCCAAGGAAUGGGAGUGAGGACAACCCCCAGGCUUCCCUGAUGGCUACAAGAGCUGGUCCUGUUCAGAGUGUGACUCCAGGAGGUAACAUCUCUCCACAAGCUGCUCCAGUGUUGGUGCUGUUGUCCUUUCAGUUUAUGUCAGAACUCAUGAGGAAACUCCAAAGCAGCCAACACCCUGCAAAUCCAAGCUCCCCACUCUCCUCCAUCAGCCUGGAAAAUUGCUUUGAGUGGGAGUAUCCAGAGAUGCCAUUGCUGCAGUGGUGACAGGAGCUGUAAUCACACUGGCUGGUGUAGGAGAAGUGUUUUGCCCAUUAAAGUUGUGCCAGAUAACAUCCUCCACGGGAAACAUCAUCCUAGAGCCCAGAGUGGAGCAGAAGUAUUGUCUGAGGCAUACGAGUCUAUCACAGUUAUUUUUGUUGCUGCUCUUACAGUUCGCCUCUCUUGAAGGAAAGCAGACUAGUUAUUUAAAGCAAAACUAUAUUUUUCCUAAACAAAAAAUUGGCACCAGCUGCUUCUUUUAUGCCAGAUGUCAGUCUGAAGUGAAUUAAAAUAGACAGCCUAUGGCUCUUCCCCUUAAACCAGGGGCUGAUCAAGGAAAUAAUGACUGAACCAAAGCUUCAGAAAGCACUGAGUGAUGACUAAUCCCUAUCAAGGACAAAUAUCCUAUCUUUGAUUCAUCUCUUCCUCAUGUGAAAGGGAUAUUCAUAACUUAGAAACCCCAUUUCUCUUCUCCAUAAGCCCACACCUUCAAAAUUUUCCUCAUGUUCCAAGUAAUGUCAGACAGAGUGUGCCAUCAUAAGAAGACAAGGGAAAAAAAUUGGUUCACUCAGCUCUUUUUAUUCUGUUUGCUGGUACAUAUCCAGUCAGCUCCCAAGUCCCUUGACAGCAAAAGGGAAAAAGAGCGUACAAAUCUCCUUUCUCUUUUCUAUAACCUUCAGGUGGAGUUAACUCCAGGAUGGAGAUGCAGAAUCUCAAUCUACUUUAAGAUUCUCUUGCUUUGGCCCAUCAGCCAGGCUUGGGAUGAUUUCCAUCACUUUUAGUGGACUCAUUAAUGUACAGAGGGGUCCCUGUCCUCACGCUGGGGGGGUGUGAAGGGCAAAGUCUCGCUGGUCUAAGCAGGGGAGGAAAAUCUGUGUGUGUGUCUGCGGGUGUGGGUGGGUGAGAGUGCAUGUGACUUCAUGUGUAUCUUAUUUAGUGUCCUCUACUACAGAAGCUUUUCUGAGACAUAGAUGUGCAUGUUAAAAUAGGAGAAUUAGGCACAAAUGACAUAAAAUGAGAUUUUUUAGCCAGUGUUGUGUUUGCCUUGUGUGUGAGUUUGACUAGUAGUAAGAGAUGUAAAACUCUGCUAGGCUUCCAGUUACCCAUAAGAGCACAUGUAUCAAACUGAACUGAAUGUUCACUGAUAGACACAAAACCAAAAUGUUUACAGCAUUCAGAGCAAUAGCAAAGCAUACCUCACGCCAGUCCUGGAGUGCCUCUCACCCAUCAGUGCAAGCUCUCCCCUUCCUUGGGGCCUCUUGCUUCUCCCUUCAAAGCCCUCUCUCCUUGUCUGUCCUAUCCUGGGGGUCUUCCCUCCUCCUUAUGCUUUCCUCCCUGAAGUUCUCCAAGCACCUUUCCCUCCACCAGCACUGUUUGUCCCCAUAUAUCUGAGCCUGGGUCUCCCAUAACUCCUCCCAUGCCUUCCUGUUUCCCUACACUCCAUCCCCAUCUAGCCCUUAUCUCUUCUUUACCUUUUCCUUCCCCAGAGACUUGUCUCUGGCCAUGCCACCUCCCUCCUACACACCUCCCACUGUCACUAUAAAGCUCCUAGUAGCUGUUCCUUGCCCAUUAUGUAAGAACAAAACGUUUCACGUAAUUUCUGCAUUAUCUUUCAUUCCUGGGGCUGCUGCAGUUGUCUCUUUCCUUGGUGCUGUGUUCCCUCCAGCAUCGUAGCAUUAUAUCCCAGAACUGCAAUUAAAGUCCAUUUUGCUGCUAGAACAGAAUGCUUUUCUCUACUGUGCUCCCCCUGGGCUUUGCAGAGGCUCGUCUUGUCCCCACCAAUUUGUCUUCCUUCUUCUUCCAUCCACAUUCCACGUGCUGUGCUUGUGGUAGGAGCUGGCUGGUGGAGAGGGCAGCCGUGCUGUGCAGAGGCAGUGGCUGCAUGAGCAGGGUCACAGCUGGGCUUCCCCUUGGCUUUCUGGUACAUAAAACUGGUGUCAAUAAAGGUGUUUGUAUUGUACUUGCUUGGUAAAGUCAGUUGUUCUGCUCUGUGCCUCCUCUUGGUUUUACAGGAGGGAUGUAUCUCUAAUUUGAGACUACUCCCUAAACUCAACAGCAGUUCAGGGAACUGAGAGCAUUGGAGAGAGGAGGCAGAAGGGAAUGAGUUUGUUAUCAAAAAACUCAAACAUUUCUGGCACAGAAUUACAGAAGAAAAGGCAGUGUCUGCUUCUGGAGGGACCUAGUGUACCAGGGAGCUACGGGGCCAGUUGUGGAGUGGAUUGUUUGUCUCAAGUAGCCCCUCAGCUCCCAGUUUGCAUCAUGUGCUGCGUGCCCCAGGCUGGAUCUAAAACAUGACAGAUGAGGAGCUGCUCAGCUUUGCAUUUACAACACAGAUAACAGCGUUAUCCUAAGAGAAAUGUCUUCAUGUUGCUCUAUCAGUGCCUGCAGUCACCAGCUAAAAAGCAAGGAGGGGAAGGAGGCACCUUCUGUUGUGGUUACUCAUGCAGAUCUCUGCGGGAUUACUGGCAAUGAAGGGAGCAGGGUACAAGUACAUCCUGGGGUGGAUCCCCCUUCCUUAAAAAACACGAUUGAAGAUCUCCUCCCCUUAUAAUCUCUCCCCCUUCUCCUCUACAAGCAAUCCAAAUCGGACACACAGAGUUCAGAUUUGUCUUUAAGCUCUUUGGCACCUCCACCUUUGGUGGGAUGGCAGUGUCCCACUGGUAGGAAGGGGCCUUGAGGACCCCACUCCAAACCCAAGCGUCAAAUAAGACUGUUUUAGGUAAUAAAGAUGUCUUGUUCCUGUGGAAACACACUUAUGGGUGGCUCAGAAGAGACUGAGGAUAGCAGUACUGUAUGGGGUGAACUCAGAAGUGAGCCACCAGGUAGAAAGACCAGCUCAAAAGAGCUUCCCUGUGCCACAUUUUUAUUUUAAUGAGAUCCUGAUGCUGCAGCUGCCUCUGCAGUGUCUGGGUGCUGCUGGUGUGGGUAGAUAACAGCAGGAGCCGUUUGGGCAGGCCAUGCAGGCUGUUCAGUCUGAUCCCUUCCCACUCAGGGAAAGGCAUGGGCUCGGGUUCCGUCUGACCUUCCCUCUGCAUUAGCUGCUUGUUUUCUAGGCUCACCUUCCCUGUGAGGCUGGAGAAGUUCCUCGUGUCACCACAUUGUGAAGUGUUACUCACCUGUACUGUAUAGAGACCGUGAGGACGUAAUAAACAGCCUGAGACUA